AUGAAACUACCUAAAGAAUCAUAUAUUCCAUCACGAAUAUUAUCAUCUGAUUCACCUAUAAUUACAAUGAAUGUCAUACCAGAUAUGAAUCAAAUUAGUAUCGAUGGAACUCGAGUCAAUAGUCACCGUACAAUCCAAUUGGAUAAUAAUUCAGAUGAUCAUGUUUUAGCUGCAUUUCUAAGAUUAAUUGGAUGUCGAACAAUUCAUGUACAAUCAUUUAUCGCUCAUCAAAAUACGCUGUCCAAAACACCAAAGUCAAUCAAAGAAAACUGUCUAAUAUUCAUUAGGUAUUUGAUUGAUUCAUUUCAAACUAUGAGUGAAGAAGAUAUCGCAGCAUUGAAACAAACUCAAUGCUUUGCAGGCAUUUAUCACUUUCUGUCCUCCCUUGGCGUACGUGAAGCCCCUAAUCUUGAUGAUCUUAUUGAUAUGAUUACUGAAGAUUUUAAGAAUCAACAGUUCGAACAAGGCGCAUCGUUAUACAUCAUACCGCCGUCACUUGAAUUCUUGGCCCAAAAUGUCGAAAAAUAUUAUCCAGAACUUUGGAAAGACAAAACAAAUCGACGAGCUUUCCUUCCAGCUCAAUGGCCAGAUAAACCAACUGGUCGACGUGACAAGCGCAACAGCAAUAGAAUAGUAUUGAUGCCUGUGGAAAAGAUUUUUAAAAGUUUGAAUCUUUUUUUAAAUAUUAGAUUACAUUUAUAA
Messenger RNA from Rotaria sp. Silwood2, 702 nucleotides. The record is from the annotation of a GenBank genome assembly. Lineage: Eukaryota; Metazoa; Rotifera; Eurotatoria; Philodinida; Philodinidae.